Messenger RNA from Exserohilum turcica Et28A, 576 nucleotides. RefSeq lists its product as uncharacterized. The coding region runs from base 1 to 576 and encodes 191 amino acids. NCBI's taxonomy places the organism in Eukaryota, Fungi, Ascomycota, Dothideomycetes, Pleosporales, Pleosporaceae. The record is from RefSeq and is a predicted model, not a curated record. The transcript is spliced from 3 exons.
AUGCGAUCUGCAAGGGGCGAGCGUACGAGCGAAGGUUCCGGCGAAGUACAAGUGCCCGAGAAAAAAAAAGGAAGAAAAAAGAGGAGAGAGAGCAUCGGCCCCAUCUGCCACGAAUCCGGCCAAUGCGAGACCAACGAGAUCGAGCUGGAAGGCCGCCUAACCACACCUGACAGCAUCAACGAGAUCAAAGUCACCCUCGGCCCCGACGGCUCGUACCCGACGUGGAUCCGCAACGGGCUCGUUGACAUUCUCGCGCUGGCCGUCAAGGAGGUGGCGCAAUGCGAGACGGGGACCUAUACGAACAAGUGCUUUGGCACGACGGCCAUGGCGUAUUGUCCGCAGAAGAAGUCAAAGUAUACAAACUGCAAGGUGCCCAAAUUCUGGGGUAUCAACUACCAGUCGCCCAAGAACCCUGAUGGCGCUCCCCCCAACGUGGGCGUCGACAUCAGGAUGGAAGUCGUUGAUGAUAGCGAUUUGUGCCAGGAGGUCAUGGAUGGUAUUGGCACUGUUGCUGGUAUUGUCAAUGGCUACGCGGGAGAUACAUUCUCACUCCUUUCGUUUGCCUGCCUGCUUUAG